AAAAACAUAAACCGGCGGCCUUCUACAUGUGAUAUCUUCACUCGCUUCGCAGCACUGCUCAGACUGGGUUCACAAACACUGUUCCGCCUUCGAUGACCGAUAGCACAUUUAGCUUCGAUUAGUUCUUAUCCCGCUUGUGAAAUUCGCGGAAUAUUAAAUUCAGGAUGAGCACCUGGAAUCCAGAGAACGAUUUGGACUUGCUCUCCUCCGAGGAUGAGGAGGACAUUGCCAUGAAGCGCGACUACCAUGGGCGCGAGGCCAUACUGUUCGUGGUGGACGCUAAUCUCCAGACGGCCGGCAUGGACCGCUUGAAGGGGGCACUGACCAUCAUACGCACGGCAUUCAUAUCGGGAAUGCUGGUCAACGACAAGGACCUGAUAGGCCUGGUGUUUGCCAACACCAAGCACAGCCCGCUGCCGCUGGAGGCCUCCAGCGUGGAGACGAUCGUUGUGCCCGAGAACUGUGCCGUGUUCCUGCCGCUGCGACAGCUGACCAAGCCCAUUGUGGAGCAUUAUUUGGAGUUUUUGGGAACGGUGGAGGAUCAGUUCGCCACCGAGUAUGGCCUGGCGGAGCCAGACGGGCGUGGAAAAUUCGAUCUCAUGAUCAGGCUGUGCAUCGAGCUGCUGGAGAAGUGUGGCAAAAAGUUGAACAACGCAAAGAUUGUGUACGUGACGGAUGUGGACACGCCGCAUCUGCCCUCGAGCAACGAGUUCCAGGCGGCUCUGCAGAAGGCCAUCGAUCUGGAGGGCAAGGAGUUCGAGUUCCAUGUCAUACCAAUGAACGACGACUUUGACUACGCGCCCUUUUACAAGGAGUUCAUAACCCUGUCGCGAGCCAUCGAAUUGGAUGCGUUCGUUGAACCCGAUGCCUCAAUGCUGCGCGAGAUGCUGGCGGAUCGCAAACUGAAGCAGGACUUCUUGCGGCGCUGCCUGGGCCACUUCGCCUUCCACCUGGGCCCCAAUCUGGCCAUGUCGGUGCAGUACUACAACUACUUCCAGCGUCGCGCCCUUCCGCGCAAGGUGCAGAUUAUACGGCGCGACAACAGCGUGGUGAGCACCAAGCGGCAGAUCAUAGUGCGAAAGUACGACGAGGAGAAGAACGAAAUUAAGCACGAGAAACAGAUAAAGGCGAACGAGGGCUGGUACAAGUUCGAUUUGGGCGCGAAACCGUUGACAAUCUCCAUGAAUCGAAUGGACUGGGUGCGCAACAUGCACAAGCCCCACAUGAUGCUCCUGGGUUUCAAGCACCGCUCAGCCCUGCCCGAGGUUAUCUACAGCAAGCCCUCGAACUUUAUGUACCCCGACGAUGAGAGUAUCAUCGGAUCGAAGCGCUUGUUCCGGGGGCUGUGGGAGCGCUGCUUGCAGCGAGAGAAGAUCAUCCUGUGCCUGUUCAUGUCCAAGCGCAAGUCGAUUCCGCGCUAUGUGGUUCUAGUGCCUGUUCAGGUGGAAAAAUCAGAGUCGAAGUCUUAUCGUUCGCAGCUCUGCGGGGAUGGCUUCAAGAUCGUCUAUCUGCCGGAAGCGAAGCACAUUCGCCACAUCGACAUGUGCGAUUGGAACAACACUGCCAAUUCGGGUAGCGAUGAGCAGGUGGACUUCUUCCAGAAGAUCAUCAAGAGGCUCCGCGUAAACUAUCAGCCAAACUUGAUCAAUGAUCCCAGUCUGGACGAACUGCAGGCCAAUUUGCUGGCCUUGUCCCUGGACAUUACAACCGAAAGGAAGGGAAUCGACGACUUACUGGAUAAAUCGGUGCAGGACACACGAAUUGAGAAAUAUAUGCCCGACUACGAGAGGCUCUUCGAAGUAGAGCAGAUGCCGGCUAAGAAGCGACCGGCCAAAUCCUCCGCGGAUGGAGCCAGCUCUUCAAAGGUGCCUAAAAUCGAUGCGGAGCAACUCCAGAGCUACCAAUAUGUCGAGUAUUUGAUCGCGGAGGAGCGUCUAUCCAGCUGCACAGUCGCCCAGCUGCAGAAGAUUCUCGAAAAGCACUUUGGUGUGCAGUUGCCCAAGUCUUCGACCAAGGACAGAAUGGUAAGGCGCAUAGAGGCUUUGAUUGCCGGCGCAGAAGCCAGGAGUUACGAUGUAAAUUGAUGUUAAAAUUAAAAGUAUUAGUCAUAAGUAUUGCUAAUUCAUAAGAAGAUUAUGCUAACUGGGUUCCUUUUGUUGGUUGCUUUUGUUUUCUCUUGAAUACCACCCCGUUAAAUAUGAAUAAACUCAUAAACA
This is a messenger RNA of Drosophila obscura, 2216 nucleotides long. It is a transcript of the gene Irbp, whose product is annotated as ATP-dependent DNA helicase 2 subunit 1. Bases 165 to 2084 code for a protein of 639 amino acids. Gene Ontology annotation, biological process: telomere maintenance; cellular response to X-ray; cellular response to gamma radiation. Gene Ontology annotation, molecular function: DNA helicase activity; damaged DNA binding; telomeric repeat DNA binding. Gene Ontology annotation, cellular component: nucleus; Ku70:Ku80 complex. The record is from RefSeq and is a predicted model, not a curated record. NCBI's taxonomy places the organism in Eukaryota, Metazoa, Arthropoda, Insecta, Diptera, Drosophilidae. The transcript has 2 exons.